Molecule: messenger RNA, 879 nt
Organism: Neurospora tetraspora
Lineage: Eukaryota; Fungi; Ascomycota; Sordariomycetes; Sordariales; Sordariaceae
Product: S-adenosyl-L-methionine-dependent methyltransferase
Exons: 4
Coding region: 1-879 (292 amino acids)
Molecular function (GO): S-adenosylmethionine-dependent methyltransferase activity
Source: RefSeq, a predicted model, not a curated record
AUGACUGCCUUCCGCCCAAGUCCCUUCAGGCCCACUAUGCCCCUGCGUGUCUCUUCGCAGCCACAGACACUUCUCAAGACGCCUGCAACAAGGCCUAAGGAGGAGCAUGCUUCCGGCUGGUCUUCUUUGUGGGACAACGACAAAAGUCACUUCUGGGAUCGCGGAAAGCCUUCGCCUGCUCUGCAAGACCUGUUGAACCUUUACCCUGAUGUGGUGUCUGAACUCCCUCGUGGCCCAGAACGACGACGCAAAGCAUUGGUGCCAGGCUGUGGGAAGGGUUAUGACGUGGUGAUGCUUGCCUUGCAUGGCUACGAUACCUAUGGACUCGAUGUUUCUGAGAAAGCUGUCGAAGCUGCCAGGGAAUAUACCGCCAACGAACUACGUGAUCCAUCUGCGUACAACUUCAAGGAAGCAUCCCCGUAUACCCAUUCACCUGAAGGCGCGACUCGCGGCACUGCCACCUUUUCAGUUGGCAACUUCUUUGAGCGAGAGUGGGAAUCUCUUGUCGCUACUGAAGAUGAACAGAAGUUCGACCUCAUAUACGACUAUACGUUCUUGUGUGCUCUUCCACCGGAUAUGCGCCGGGAUUGGGCAAUUCGCAUGAGUGAGCUUCUAGCCCCAAACGGCAUUCUCGUAUGCUUGGAGUUUCCUCUCUACAAAGAUCCUAGACUCCCUGGACCUCCAUGGGGUUUGAAAGGCGUUCACUGGAACUUGCUAGCCGAGGGUGGCAACGGCCUGAUUGAUCCAGCCUCUGGUAUGCCAGAGGAAACAACGCCAAAAGAGGGGCUGUUUGAAAGGAAACUAUAUCUAACGCCAGAGAGAACGUUUGAAAUCGGACAAGGCACAGAUAUGUUAAGCGUUUGGAAGCUUCAGCAAUGA